Molecule: messenger RNA, 2600 nt
Organism: Chroicocephalus ridibundus (black-headed gull)
Lineage: Eukaryota; Metazoa; Chordata; Aves; Charadriiformes; Laridae
Gene: GGT1
Product: gamma-glutamyltransferase 1
Exons: 14
Coding region: 199-1905 (568 amino acids)
Biological process (GO): glutathione catabolic process; regulation of immune system process; regulation of inflammatory response
Cellular component (GO): plasma membrane
Molecular function (GO): glutathione gamma-glutamate hydrolase
Source: RefSeq, a predicted model, not a curated record
CUCCAAGAGCAGAGCACUACAAAUAUCAAAUAGUAUAGUACGCUUCAGAGAGCUUUUAAGGGAAGAUAAGUAGUUACUGCUACAAGGAUGUAUUGUCUCUAGAAAGGGGUUUGCUGCCUGAGAAGGAUAUUCAAAGGAUAUCAAGAUAUAUCCUGUGCAAAAGGACAGGACGGACUUGCAAAUACUCUAGAGAGGAACAUGAAGAAGCGCUGUGUGGUGGCCGGAGUCCUGACUGCAGUCCUGCUGGGGCUCAUCUUGUUCCUGGGACUUUUCUUCGGGCUGCGCUCUGACUCAGGGGACACGCACACUUAUAAGAGGGCAGCUGUGGCUACAGACGCGGGGCAGUGCUCAAUAAUUGGAAGGGACAUCCUUCAGAAAGGUGGAUCAGCAGUGGAUGCUGCGAUUGCAGCUCUGCUUUGUGUAGGACUCAUGAAUGCUCACAGUAUGGGCAUUGGAGGGGGCCUCUUCUUUACCAUCUACAGCAGCACAGGAAAAGUGGAAAUCAUUAAUGCAAGAGAGGUGGCUCCAAAAAAAGCAUCGGAGGACAUGUUUGGGAACAACACACAGCUCUCUCUGAAAGGAGGACUGUCCAUUGCUGUUCCAGGAGAAAUCCGUGGGUAUGAACUGGCUCACAAACGUCAUGGCAAACUGGCAUGGAAAGACCUGUUUCUGCCCAGCAUUAAGUUGGCAAGAGAAGGAUUCCCUAUUGGGAAAGGCCUUGCAGCAGCCAUCAAAUCAAAAGAGGAAUCAAUUGAAAGCAAUCCCUCACUGUGCGAAGUGUUCUGCAGAGGAGGGAAAAUUCUGCAUGAGGGCGAUAUCAUCAAGAUGCCUAAACUAGCCAACACAUACGAGACUAUAGCCAGUGAAGGAGCAGAUGCCUUUUACACAGGAAGCCUGGCAAAACAGAUCAUCGAUGACAUCCGCAGUGUAGGGGGUAUUGUCACAUUGGAUGACCUGCGGGACUACAAUGCGACAGUGAUUGAAGACCCCAUAGAGAUCACACUUGGGGAGUUUACUCUCUACACGCCUAGUGCCCCCCUAAGUGGCCCCGUACUAGCCCUCAUUUUCAACAUACUGAAAGGAUAUAAUUUCUCUGCUGACAGCAUCAAAACCAUGGAGGAGAAAGGUCUGACUUACCACCGCAUUGUGGAGGCCUUUCGCUUUGCCUACGCCAAGAGGACUUUACUGGGAGACCCAAAAUUUGUCAACAUUACAGAGGCGAUCAGAAACAUGACGUCCGAGUUCUUUGCGGAUAGUCUCCGGAGGAAAAUCACAGACAACACUUCGCAUCCAGUUGACUACUAUGAGCCAGUAUAUUACACUGGAGAUAAUGCCGGUACAUCCCACCUCUCCAUUGUGGCUGAUGAUGGCAGUGCUGUGUCCGCCACCAGCACCAUCAACCAAUACUUUGGCUCUGAUGUACGAUCCAACGUGAGUGGAAUCAUAUUUAAUGAUGAGAUGGAUGACUUCAGCUCACCUUACAUAAUCAAUGGAUUUGGGAUCCCUCCUUCUCCAGCAAAUUUCAUAGCACCAGGUAAACAGCCGAUGUCCUCUAUGUGCCCCUCCAUCUUGGUGGAUAAAACGAAAAAGGUCAGGAUGGUGGUUGGUGCUUCUGGAGGAACAAAAAUAACUACAGCAACAGCGCUGACGAUCAUCAAUUCCAUCUGGUUUGGUUAUGAUGUGAAGAAAGCAGUGGAAGAACCCAGAAUUCAUGAUCAGCUGUUUCCCAAUAUCACAGAGCUUGAGCAGCAAAUAGAGGAGGGUAUAGAAGAACAACUAAAGAAGAGAAAACACGAUACCACACGGGUGAGCGGCGGUGCGGUCGUGCAGGCCAUUCUCAGAACAGAUGAAGGAUGGGCUGCAGCUUCUGAUUCCCGGAAAGGUGGCUUCCCUGCAGGCUACUGAUGUGGCUCAGCUCCUUUUUUCAGUGGUCUAGUGACACUGAGAGCUGGGACAGUUCUCUACAGCCAUGACCGAAAUGCCUCAUGCUACAGCAGCCUGCUAAGACAGGCAUGUCUACCAGGAUGUGCAGUACUUACUUGAAGAGUCUGUUCUGCCUUGAAGAGUUUGUUCCCUGCCUCCUCUCCAUCCCAUGAAGACAGAUUGGGUACCCAGAGUUCCUGAAGAAGGUCCAGCUCACUCAAGCUGCAGGAAGUGUUUCCCUUGCACAGCGUCAGCUACCGGCAAUGUCCCUGUCACUGCUAGAGAAGAGAUGUGUUGCCUGUUGAGUAGAUGGGAGUUACAGGACUCUGGGGACUGGGUUUUCUGAGUUACAAACUAAUAGAUCUGUGCCAUAGCAGGAAGCCCAGCUCUAGACUGGGAUAAGCCUUCACAAACUCACCGCUCUUUCUUUUAACAAGAGAUGUUUCUGCUUUUCACUUCAGUUGAUUAUUGGAGAUGAGUGGGUAAAUGGGGAAAUGGCUUCAAACGUUUUUAUAUUUCUGUUGAGAAGGUCUAAAGGGAAGAUGCUACCUGUAAAACUCUGAGCACAACUAAAAUAAAUAAAUACGGAGUCACACAUUUUUCUUGCCUGCACAGUUGCUACUGCAAAAAGGAAUGGUGAGAGUCUGCAUGAAAGAAGCUCUCCUGAGAUUUUUCUC